GCGCUUUCCUCCAUCCUCUGCUCGGGCAUCCACGAGAGCAUUGCCGGUCGAUGCGACGCUCUCGCGCGGGACAGGGGCAUGAGAGGUCUGCGUCUCCAUCUGACGCUCCCGUGCUUGGUCCGUGCUCGCUGUGUCUCAUGCACUGGCUUUCGUGGGACACAUCGCUGGGCGUGAUCCUCCGGCCUCAGGGAUCAGGCUGGGAGGUUGAAAUCUAGCGGGGCAUCUCCCAGCACCCUCGUGAGCUACUCUGAAGCUUUCAAACAUAGGACUGUAACUCGACCACCACGCCCUCAUCGAUCUUGCGUCUCCUCUGCUUAUGACCACCACCACUACCGCCACCGCUCCAGCCAUCGCCACUGAGCCCCGACGCAACGACCACGUCCAGGAGUCCAGCGAGCUCACCAUCACCGAAUCCACGUCCGUCUCGGCCACGCCCACGCUGAACAACGUCGACGCCUCCCAGAUGCAGCCUCACCUCAGGCUCUCGCAUACCUUCUCCGUCAUGGCCGAGCAGAUCGCAGCAGCGUCGCAGGCUCUCGCCGCCGCAUCGCCGGGCCUCUCAGAGUCGGCGGGGGGAGGAGGAGAGGUGGCCGCGCUGAGGUCGCGGCUGGAUGCGAUUGAGAGCACGCAGGAGCGCCUGGGGGCGAAUAUGGAGGCGCUCAUUGACCAGAUAUCGAAGCUAGCUGCGAGCGGGGGCCGUGAUGGUGGUGCCGGCAACGGUGUGAGCAACGGGGUCGCGGAUGCGGCUGCGAAUGGUGCGCACGAGGAAGGGGAAGGGGGCGGAGAGCCGCCGAAGGACCCUGCGAUCGAGGCUCUCGAGAAGAAGAUUGCGGAUUUGGCUGAGGUGGUUAGGCUUGAGCAAGAGCGGCUCCCGGCGCGUCUGCACAACUCCCGGGCGACCUAUCUCAAGUACAAGAUCAAGCAGCCAGUCACAGCCAACGGCAAGCCGGCACCCAACUUUCCUAUGUCGCGAGGCGAAUUUGAGCAUAUCACCAAGGAACGUUAUGAGGCUAUAUUGAAGGCCUACGGUCUUCCUCUCAAGGGCGACACCGACGCAAAGAGAGAGGCUGUCCGUACGUUCAUUGGACUGCCCGAGGAUGAGCUGUAGACCAGGAUUGGUUGUUCUAUGUUUGGCUUUUGAUCGCGGUUCUAAGUUUAUAGCUCCAGCUCCAAAGCACGUAUUUAUAGGCAAUUUUGGCUCAACUUCCAUGCGUUUACGUUGGUGCAUCACGCAUCACCGGCACCGGCCUUUUGCGGUCACUCGUAUGUCAUAGAUACUUAGACAUCACAGUGCUAUGCGUAUUAUUUUUGCCAUGCACAGUAUGUGCCC
Messenger RNA from Coniophora puteana RWD-64-598 SS2, 1330 nucleotides. RefSeq lists its product as uncharacterized. NCBI's taxonomy places the organism in Eukaryota, Fungi, Basidiomycota, Agaricomycetes, Boletales, Coniophoraceae. The record is from RefSeq and is a predicted model, not a curated record. The transcript is spliced from 3 exons. Bases 317 to 1108 code for a protein of 263 amino acids.